CGUGCCGGGAGCAGCCCCGCGGGGCCAGCCAUGCGCCCUCCGCCUCGCCGGCUUCAGCCCGGGAGCAGGUGAGUGAGAAGGACGCCGGGACACCCGCAAGCAGCUCCGCCUCCCCACGACAGCCUGGGACACUCGCCUACAUCAGGCUCCGUGCAGCGAGAUCACAGGAGUCUCCUCUGCCCGGCGUGAUUUUUGCAGGUGAACUUGGAGGGCAUCUUCAGGUCAUCUUGGAAAGGGGGAAAGGAUGACAAUGAUGGAUCCCCAGUACCAUUCUUGGAUCUUUGUCAAUGAGAGGACAUUCAUAACCAGGGAACAACUUAACUCUUUACUGGAGGCCUAUAAUGUUUUCUAUGAAAACCAGAAAAAUCUGCAUAUUUUGUAUGGACAGACUGAAGAUGGACAACUGAUUGUUGAAGGGAUGCUGGACAUUUUCUGGGGAGUGAAACGACCCAUACAGCUGAAAAUACAAGAUGAGAAGCAAAUCUCUUCUUUUGAUCUGUUGAAGGCAACAGAAACAUUUUCCAGGAAAGGGAGGAUGACUCGCUGGGGAGAGUUUGAUGACCUUUAUCGUAUCAGUGAGCUGGACGGGAGCCAAGUCUUGCUGUCUGAAGGAAGGCAUUCCCCAGAAGACUAUUUAUCUUAUCACAGCACUCUGAAGCCAUACGCAGAGGAAGAGCCGGAGUCCCCACUGCUCUAUAGGACCAUGAGUGAAGCGGCUUUGGUGAGAAGAAGGACGAAGGCUCCAGUGACGUACAGAAAAGACAGACAGAGCCAUAGAGCCUCUAUCAACGGACACUUCUAUAACCACGAGACAUCCAUUUUCACCCCAACCUUCGGAUCAGAAACCAAGGUCAGAACAAACAGCACCAUGAGAACUGAAGAAGUAAUAAAGCAGCUUCUCCACAAGUUUAAGAUUGAGAAUAGCCCUCGGGAUUUUGCUCUUUACAUUAUUUUUGGAACAGGAGAGCAGAGAAAACUAAAGGAGAGCGAUGUCCCACUGCUGCAGAGGCUUCUGCAAGGCCCAUCCAAAAGCAACGCUCGGAUCUUCCUCAUGGAUAAAGACACAGAAGAAAUUAGCAGUGAUGUGGCGCAGUACAUUAAUUUCCACUUUUCCUUCCUGGAAUCCAUUCUCCAGAGAUUAGAUGAAGAAGAGAAAAGGGAGACUGAGAGAAUAAUGGCGAAAUUCAGUACCGAAAGAGCCUUUAUCCUCAAGUGUCUUCAGAGUAAACAGGCAGCAAAAACAGAGACCACAGUCUAGAAGCACAGCACCUGCGCUGACUAGCACACCUCAACAGAGCUGGAGAGGGCACCGUCGGAUGAGCGUCCAGUCUGCCUCUGCAUUCUGGUAUUCAGGACCUGGACGCUGCGGAAAACCGAAUGCCAAACAGCCUGCUUCCUCUUUGAAAGGAUGAGAUUGGCUGUGGUUCAGAGUUGAACUAAGGCAAGAUUGGACUUCAUUUCAGUAACUGAAGGAAGCUUGGAUACUGUGUAUUCCAAAUAGCAUUUAUAGCAAAUUCUUUAGUGAGCUCAGGUUUAAGUGGCCUCUGCUGAUAUCAUGCAGUUUAAACUUUCUUAUCUUAAAAGAAUGGAGACAUUUGCUGACUCAUCAGUGGUUGGAAAUAAACACUUCCAGUCCUUGCUGUCAACAAGACACAUGUUCUCAAGCUACUGAGGACCUGAACUGGCCAUGUUUCAUAGCUGGUAAACUCUCAAGUGCUUUCCUAAAAUUCAGAAACAUCUCUACAAGAAUUGAUGAUUUUUUUCAACUCCUAGUAUCAGAACUGUCUGUCCUUUUGAAAUAAAAUGAUUUUGGACUCUGUCAAGAAAGCUAAACUCAGGACUGGAGAGAUGGCUACUCAGGUAGGAGCGCUGGCUACUCUUCCAGAAGACCCGGGUUCAGUUCCCCAGGACCCUUGUGGUCGCUUACAGCCAUCUACUCCUCCAGUCCUAGAGGAUCUGACACCCACCUCUGUGGGCACUGCACACACAAGGUGGACAGACAUACAGGCAAACAAAGCAUCCAUACACUUAAAAAUAAAUAAAAUUAAAAAAAUAAAAACUUA
This is a messenger RNA of Arvicola amphibius (Eurasian water vole), 2063 nucleotides long. RefSeq names its product Ras association domain family member 6 (gene Rassf6). Gene Ontology annotation, biological process: signal transduction. The coding region runs from base 245 to 1258 and encodes 337 amino acids. Lineage: Eukaryota; Metazoa; Chordata; Mammalia; Rodentia; Cricetidae. The record is from RefSeq and is a predicted model, not a curated record. The transcript is spliced from 11 exons.